Messenger RNA from Sporothrix brasiliensis 5110, 843 nucleotides. Its product is annotated as rRNA-processing protein efg-1. Gene Ontology annotation, biological process: maturation of SSU-rRNA from tricistronic rRNA transcript (SSU-rRNA, 5.8S rRNA, LSU-rRNA). Gene Ontology annotation, cellular component: preribosome, small subunit precursor; nucleolus. NCBI's taxonomy places the organism in Eukaryota, Fungi, Ascomycota, Sordariomycetes, Ophiostomatales, Ophiostomataceae. The transcript is spliced from 2 exons. The record is from RefSeq and is a predicted model, not a curated record. Bases 1 to 843 code for a protein of 280 amino acids.
AUGGGCGAGAAACGGCAGUAUGGCGACUACGCCGAGCACCCCGACCGCGCCGCCAAGCGCCAAAAGGAGUCGUCGAACAACAGCUACAACAGCUACAACAGCGACAAGCCGCGGCACCUGCAGCCCGGCGUCAAGAAGCAUGCACGGCGGCCCGAGUCGUCCAACUGGGCCAAGAAGCGUGCACGCACAAUUGAGCGGAGGCUGCGGAACCCGGACAGCCUGCCGGCCAAUGUACAGCGGGAUCUGGAGUCAGAGCUGGCGGCACUGCGGCGGCAGAUUGAGGAGCGGCAAAGCAAGCGGGUGCGCGCGCACAUGAUUAGCAAAUACCACAUGUUGCGAUUUUUUGAACGCAAAAAGGCGAUACGGCGGCAGAAGCAAUUGAAGAAGCAACACAAUGCGACGGACGAUGCGGCGGAAAAGGCAGAGCUGGCACAAGACCUUGCUGUGGCCGAGAUUGAUGUGCUGUAUCCGCAAUACUACCCCUUCCUUGAACCGUACGUAAGCUUGUACCCGCAGAGCAAGAAGGGCACGGACGACAAGGACGACAAGGACGGCAAAAGCACAGCACCGUUUUCCCGCAGCCCACGACCACCAAUGUGGGAAGAAAUCAAGGCGGCCUACGAGGCAGGCGGCCUACAGGCAUUGCAGAACAUCCGGGAUCGGCAACCACCAAAGGAGGGCAAGCAGAGCAAGGAUGCCAAGGGCAGCAAGGGCAGCAAGGCCAGCAAGGCUGACAAGGCUGGCGCCGAAAAGAAGCCGGGCAACACGGCCAAAUCAAAAGAGUCCAAGAAGGUGGAGGUGGAGUCUGACAGCGACGAUGGAGGGUUCUUUGAGGAGGAUUAA